AGUUGAAGUCCGAAGCAUCUGGAGCACACCAAGUUAGCAAACUGACUGGCACUGGCUGUGCUAGGUUUCAGACAGCAAUCAUCCCCAGCAAUGCCUAGAGUUGCCUGGCCACCUUUUGCACACAAAGACUGAAAUACAGUCACCCUGGUUGCAAAAAUGUGUGGUUUUGCUACUUGCCCAGAGGCUGCUGUUCCACUGCUGAAGUUGAGGAGGACUGGCCUUUUGAACUGCCUGGAUGGAAACCAGCUGGAAGCUCUACGUAAACCAAGCUUUCUGAGGCAGGUUGCAGCUUAUGUAAUAAGCAAAUUAACCCUGGUUCUGACUCAGCUAUUUGUUGGAAUUGCCUUGCAGCCUUUUGAAAACAGGAUGACUUAAUAGCCUUGCAUGGUAAUCUCCUUCAGUCAGCACUCAGUAAUAGGUAGAGAAGCUUGGCAACCUCAGAGAUGAUGUCUUGACGCAAGACAGAAUUUACCACAAGGUAGAAUUAAGGUACCACAAAACACUUUGCUUAUUUAGCCAUUCUUGUGGCUUUGCCUAAGACAGUGGCCGCCUUUCCUGUACAUCACUGUGGAUAGACUUUAAUCUAGUGGGAUCUACUAUAUCCCUUGAUAACCACCACCCAGAUCGUAGUGCAAAGGACAUACACUUAGAAUUAAAGAAUUCUGAGUGAAGGAUUUUGUCUUAAUUGCCUGAAAUGAACUAAGCACCAUCUUUCCAUACAAAGAUUUACUUCUGGUUACCCUGUCUCUCCCUUCCUUUUCAUCAUUUCAGUAUAAUUUGGAGGUUGGGAGAAUCAUUUUAUUUUUAAAAACUUGGGAGUCAUCAAACCCUUGCUGAAAUCACCUAGAGAUUUACAAGAGAAGUCUAAUGUACCUUUUGGUUCACACCUGCUGCACAGCACAGCUUUGUUCAGCCCUCCCCACACCUCAGUUCCUAAUUUUAUUUUACAUGCACUGCAGCCUGUGUACUCCCAAAGAAUACAUUUUACCCAUUGCCUUUACAAACAGAACAUACAAACAUCUCUCUGCCCACCAAGAUCAAUGGCGUUGCUUGCAGAACCAGACAUCGUCAGAGCCUUUAUGGUUAUAUUUGUAUGGACAGGAUGCAGCACCAUAAAUUUAUUGUGUAUUUAUUUGAUUCCUAACCCGUCCCAGUAAGCCAUACAGCUCUCUGAGCAGGCUACAACAACAAUUUAUACAAGCGUUUAUAUACCUCUUACUUAGCCGGAGGCUCUCCUAACCGUUACAGCAAAACACAACAUGGAUGUGGCUUGGAGCUCAUUAUUACUCUAAGAGUGCAAUCCUAAAACGUUUAAACAGCAAAAAGGCUUGACAGCUUCCAGGAUGCCCCAGCCGGCACAGCCUUUUUCUGUCUAAAUUCAUAGAAUUAUGCCUCAAGACCAGGUCAUCUUAAGACAAUCAGAGCAAAGCGUUUUGCUGAUCAAGUCAAAAUACAAAUUUGCUCGCUCAGCCCCAGAAAUGUUGUAUUACAACUCCCACCAUGGGUGGCUGGGGCAUCCUGGGAGUUGUAGUCCAAUCCAUCUGCGGAGGGCACCAAGUUCAGGAAAGCCGACGCAGAAAACUCGUGCAUUCUACGAGCAUCUUGUCCGACCUUUUUGGUGGCGCGAAGAUAUAACGUCACGCAAAAACGUGACCCUCUAACAGCGGGGUUCCUUUACUGGAGAGCGUCAUGGAAGCGUGAAACAAAUAGGAAUUUUCCGUACGGUGACGUCAUAAAAAAGAUGGCGGCGCCCAGUAGUUACAUGCGCGGAAUGCGCAUGCGUUCUCUUCAAGCCAGGGAGAAGAAGCCGCUCGGCCCCAGUGAGUGGGUGUGGGUUGCAGGAAGGCCCCACCAUGGAGGCCCCUCCUGUCACUAUGAUGCCUGUCACUGGCGGUACGAUUAACAUGAUGGAAUAUUUACUUCAAGGUAGUAUUUUGGACCAGAGUCUGGAGAGCCUUCUUCAUAGACUCCGUGGCUUGUGCGACAACAUAGAACCUGAGACCUUUCUGGACCAUGAGAUGGUGUUUCUCCUGAAGGGCCAGCAGGCCAGCCCAUUUGUCCUUCGCAUACGACGUUCCAUGGACAAGCCUGGCACUCCUUUGCACUUACGGUAUCUUGGGCAGCCAGAAAUGGGAGACAAAAACCGUCAUGCCUUGGUUCGCAACUGUGUUGAUAUUGCUACCUCUGAGAACCUGACAGACUUUCUGGUAGAGAUGGGCUUCCGCAUGGACCAUGAGUUUGUGGCCAAGGGGCAUGUAUUCCGCAAGGGCAUUAUGAAGAUUGUGGUAUACAAGGUCUACCGCAUCCUGAUGCCAGGAAAUACUGAUAACAUUGAGCCGUUGUCUCUCUCCUACCUUGUGGAGCUCAGCAUUGUAGCACCAGCGGGACAGGACAUGGUUUCUGAUGACAUGAGGAGUUUUGCUGAGCAACUGAAGCCUUUAGUUCACUUAGAGAAAAUUGAUCCCAAAAGACUUGUGUAAGUGAGAUGGCCUGCAGCUACGGCUGAAUCCUUUGUCUUUCAGAGAUGGAGGACAUCAGACAUUUUGACCAAUACAGAUAGGUUGAUCUGGUUUUUACCUCCUUAAAUAAACCCAAAUUGGGGUAAGCUGCUUGGUCUUGCAUUAAUUCACAAAAUAAGCGUGUUUUAGUGAUUCCCAAUAAAGAGGUGGCUAUUCCUGUU
Molecule: messenger RNA, 2680 nt
Organism: Varanus komodoensis (Komodo dragon)
Lineage: Eukaryota; Metazoa; Chordata; Lepidosauria; Squamata; Varanidae
Gene: MED18
Product: mediator complex subunit 18
Exons: 3
Coding region: 1854-2480 (208 amino acids)
Biological process (GO): regulation of transcription by RNA polymerase II; termination of RNA polymerase II transcription
Cellular component (GO): mediator complex; core mediator complex
Molecular function (GO): transcription coregulator activity
Source: RefSeq, a predicted model, not a curated record